This is a messenger RNA of Pieris rapae (cabbage white), 1275 nucleotides long. RefSeq lists its product as uncharacterized. The record is from RefSeq and is a predicted model, not a curated record. Bases 246 to 758 code for a protein of 170 amino acids. Lineage: Eukaryota; Metazoa; Arthropoda; Insecta; Lepidoptera; Pieridae. The transcript is spliced from 6 exons.
ACAACCAACCGCCACACCUGAAGUUUGCAGUUUGGCAUAGAAAACAUAAAUACGUUAAUUGUCAUACGAAGCUUUUAAUUUUACAAACUUUAAAAAGUUAAGUUUUGUUAUAAUACUAACUUAUGCAAGAAGUAAUAGUUCUUUUACUAAAAAACGUAUUUCAAAUUAGGCAGCAAUUAACCUGGUUAAAAAACCGAAGAUCACAAAAAUCCCUAUUAAUGAGAUAGAAGAAGUUGUUUUUCAAAAUGCCGUUGUUAGAAUCUUGUUGGUCACCAUGUAUCUGGUCUUCCAACGUCAAAGCUGGAAGCAAAGCAGUCGCUAUAUACACAGCAGCUAUGAGUAUAGUCCUGAUAACCUUUAUUGGAUAUCAAAUGGCUGGAGGAGAUUCCACUCAAAUUUGGAAUCCUUUGUUUGAAGCUGAUGUUAGAGGAUCUCUCCAGGUCUUUGGUAUCAUAUUUAUUAUCAUACUAUUUGGCUUAUUUAUAUCAUCAAUUUUAAUGGUGAUUGGCAUGAAUGUCUGGAUGAGAGGGUUAAUGCUUCCCUGGAUGCUGACAAUGGGCCUGAUUAUUACUUUCCAAUGUGUCUUCAGCUUAUGGCUCAUUGGUGGAUAUUACAUUUAUUUGGAGGCAACAUUUGCAGCUUUACUUAACUUUCUUUGGUUAGGAUAUAAUAUCUACUGCUGGUUGUGCGUGUUUUCACAAUAUCAAGUUAUAUUAGAGAUGCAGUCACCAAAUAUUGAAAUUCUAGUAGAAUACUAAAUAACAUUUCAUUAACUGCUAAUGUAUUUAAGAUUUCCUUGUUAAUUUUGCAUUUACCUUUUUUUUUAUUCUGCUAAAACUCUAAAAAUGGACUAGAUAACAAGAAUAAUGGACCUGAUAUUUUCCAUGCAAAAUUAUUUCUGUAAAUUCAGAACAUAAAUUAAGAAAAAGUUGGAGGUAAGUUGUAAGUUGGUAUUUUAGACAACUAGUAAAUUGUUGUUUUAAGCAGGAUUACUUAUGUAAUAUUUACAACUAAUUGACUCAUUAAGUAUACCAAUAGUUGUAGUUAUUUGUAAAUUGUUAUCUUUUACAUAAUUUAUAGUUAAUAUUCAUAUAAAAUAGUCAAUUUAUAGUUGACUGAAGAAUUGACAUUUUAUCUAAAAUAAUUAUGAAUCUCACAAAUGUUUUAGAUAAGUACAACAGGUCCGUCCAUAUAGAUUGAUACUGAUUUCAACUAAGUUUUAGAUUAUUGUAAUAGGAGUAGAUAUAUAAUAAAUAUAUUUAUAUUUUUAUUGAA